CCUGGAUGUCUCGCGAUGUGUUGUCGGUAGCUUUUUGCGGACCGUUUCCUGCUUCCUGUCGGUCUGUCCCAGUAGAACCAGCACCGAACCUCCGACAGCCCGGAACCGAGACUCAAAGCGGGCCGGAGGGUCCGUCACAGUCCCGGAGGGUCCGUCAGUCCGCCGGACCGGAACAUGGCGAAGACCUACGACUAUUUGUUCAAGCUGCUGCUGAUCGGGGACAGCGGCGUCGGGAAGACCUGCCUGCUGUUCCGGUUCAGCGAGGACGCCUUCAACACCACCUUCAUCUCCACCAUCGGAAUCGACUUUAAAAUACGAACGAUCGAACUGGACGGAAAGAAAAUCAAACUUCAGAUCUGGGACACGGCGGGACAGGAGCGGUUCAGGACGAUCACGACAGCCUAUUACAGAGGAGCUAUGGGCAUCAUGCUGGUGUAUGACAUCACCACCGAGAAAUCCUUCGACAACAUCAGGAACUGGAUCCGCAACAUUGAGGAGCACGCCUCCUCAGACGUGGAGCGAAUGGUUCUGGGAAACAAAUGUGACAUGAACGACAAGAGACAAGUGUCCAGAGAGCGAGGAGAGAAGCUGGCGAUCGAUUACGGGAUCAAGUUCCUGGAAACCAGCGCCAAGUCAGGCAUCAACGUGGAGGAGGCCUUUUUCACACUCGGCAGAGACAUUAUGACCAGACUGAACCGGAAAAUGAACGACAACAACCCUCCAGGAGGAGGAGGAGGGGCGAUGAAGAUCACAGAGGCUCGCUCCAAGAAGAGCUUCUUCAGGUGUUCACUGCUCUAGCUGCUCACACUCCUCCUCCUGAUGCUCCUCCUCUUACUUUGUCACGCUGCAGGAUGUGUCUUUCUCCUUCAGCAGAUGACUAUGCAGCGUGAUGAAGAUGUUUUAACAGAAACACCAUGUGAUGAAGGUGAUGAUGAUGAUGAAGAUGAUUUACAUUUUUUUUACCAAAGCUGGUAUGAAGUGGCAGCGAUGUCUCACUCUGACGUGAUUUUUUUCCUCUCAUUUAAAACACAGACGGGAAGUUUUGAGCCAAAGACUGAAGAUAAAUGUAGGAAAUAAUAAUAAUUAUAUAUUAAUUAUCUCAUGAUCAUCAUUUCUGUUUCUGACACAUUAAACAGAGAAAACAUUAUUUGUUUCAUAAAAUAAUUUGAACCCUGAAAAGAAAACAUAAUAAAUGUAAUUUAUAAUGUUUGUUGUCAUUAAUAACUCAUUAUUAACUUAAUUACCAGUUUUAAGUGUGUCGACAUCAAACAAUCAAUGAAACAGAACUGAUUCUGAUUAUUGAUCAGCUGUUUGUUAUUGAAUUUAGCAGCUUAUUUACAUAAUAAGUUUUAAAAAUUAUUUAAAUACGUUUCUGUAAUGAAAGAAGAAGAUUAAUUCGAUUUAUUAGAUCUAAAGUUCAGCUGAAUAUUUUAAACAUUUCAAAGGUUCCUGAAUCAGUCGUGAGGUGUUCGCUGCCUCCUGUAAAACUCAGUGUUUGUUUAUUAUGUGCUUCUGUUUGUGUUUUUAUUAACUGAAGGUGUUGUUGAUGCUUUUCUAUAUUUUUGUAUUUUAUCUUGUUGUUUUAACAUGAAAAACAGCGAACAGCUUUUAUUUUUAACAUUCAGAGGAAUUUUUUAUGUUUGUUUGAAUUGUUAUUUUUGUAUGAAUCUGAAGGUUUAUUCAAAUGAACUGUUGUUUUUUUAUAUACAAAAUAUAACGUUUAUUCACGCUCAUUUAACAAAUUGAUACAUUAAAAUUAUUAUAAAUUAAUUAUGUUUCAAUAAAUGAACUGUUUCCUUUAUUUCUUUGAAUGAAGAAAACACUGAAGCGACUAGAAAAGCGCUAUAUAAGUGCAGGUCCAUUUACCAUUUACUGAUGAGAAAGUUUUAAAACAUUUUAAAUUGCAUCAAUAAAUCCGAAGACAGGAAACAGAAUUCUUCAUUUAUUUUAUUAUUUAGUUUGAAAUCAAAUUGACUCGUUUUGACUGUUGUUUACAGACUCACAGUAUUAUUAUUGAUAUUAUUAUUGAUCUAUACUUUUUGUUUCAAAACUGAUAAUCAAUAAGUUGACCGAUCAGCUGAUUGCGUUUCACACAUUCAGAGUUUAUUAACUCAUGUUCUGUUUUUAUUCUUCUCGAUUAACUUCUGAAUUAAGAGAUGAAACAAUCAAUCAGUCAAUCAAGUUGAAAAUCUUGUCAGAAUUCAUAAAAUAAAUCUAAAAUCAGUUCUGUAUAAUUUGAGCUGCAGUUAAUAUUAAUGUUAUAGCUAAUCAGCUGGUCAAUAACAUUGAUUGUUGAACUGUGAUGUUGCUCUGCUUUGUUUUGAUUUAUGUCUUAAAAUGUUUUUAUGUUUCAGCACUUUGUAACUAAAACAUCGCUAUGCAAAAACACAUUCAAUGUUCCUUAUUGAUUAGAUGAUCGGACGUAUUGAUCAGAUGUAUGGAUCAGAUGAUCAGACUAUUGAUCCGAGGUAUUGAUUAGAUGAUUGGACAUAUUGAUCAGAUGAUCAGAUGUAUUGAUCUCUUCACACCAAGUCAGAAACCUGUUUCGUGUCUUUAAUAAAUGUUUUCUAGAGGUAAACAGAUGAAGGUCGCACCGCCGGAUGUUUGAACAUUUUCUACUGAAUAAACUAAAAUAUUAAGAAUGAAAAGAUGAUUUGGUGUGAAAAGAUUUAACUUCCUGUCAGGAGAAUAAAAGAUGAGCUUAAUGUGAAAAUCAUGUUUCAUUUUCAAUAACUGACAGCACUGCAGUGACCUUUGACCUCCGAUCUGUGAUGUCAUCGCAGAGUCAGCUGAUUGUACAAUAAACAACUUUUCUAUCA
Molecule: messenger RNA, 2819 nt
Organism: Centropristis striata (black sea bass)
Lineage: Eukaryota; Metazoa; Chordata; Actinopteri; Perciformes; Serranidae
Product: ras-related protein Rab-8B
Exons: 8
Coding region: 175-798 (207 amino acids)
Biological process (GO): cellular response to insulin stimulus; protein localization to plasma membrane; regulation of exocytosis
Cellular component (GO): endosome; trans-Golgi network transport vesicle; plasma membrane
Molecular function (GO): GTP binding; GTPase activity
Source: RefSeq, a predicted model, not a curated record